Messenger RNA from Ascochyta rabiei, 2166 nucleotides. RefSeq lists its product as uncharacterized. The record is from RefSeq and is a predicted model, not a curated record. NCBI's taxonomy places the organism in Eukaryota, Fungi, Ascomycota, Dothideomycetes, Pleosporales, Didymellaceae. Gene Ontology annotation, biological process: carbohydrate metabolic process. The transcript is spliced from 5 exons. The coding region runs from base 1 to 2166 and encodes 721 amino acids.
AUGUAUUCAAGUUGGUCGCAAAUCUGUUAUAUUUUACUAGCGCCGUCAUUGGUCUCUGGCAGCAUCGAUAGGCAGAAGAUUGUAUCGCAAUUCAACAUUGUUCGGAAAAAAUUGAUCGAUAAUGACACUACGCCACUCCAGGUCGGAAAUGGCAACUUUGCAUUCAAUGUAGACAACACAGGUCUGCAGACAUUUUUGCCUUUCAAUACAUUGUCUUCUUGGGCGUGGCACAAUGACUCGCUUCCAGCCAAUGGUGAACUACCUUCUGACUAUAAAGGUCUGCCACGAGACACCUAUGGCCGGGAAGUAUUUUACGAUAUUCCAGACCCAAAGCUGAAACAGGCCACACAAUGGCUCAUUAGUAACCCAAAUCGAAUCAACCUUGGUCGUAUUGGCUUUCGAUAUAAGGGCGCUACGCUGAAUGAGUCCGAGAUCACCAAACCUGUACAGGAGCUUGACCUUUGGGGCGGGGUCAUAACGUCAGCCUUCGAAGUGGCCGGAAUGAGUGUGAAAGUUGUGACUCAAGGCGAUUUCGACUCCGACGCUAUAGCGGUCAGCAUAGAGUCUGAUCUUGUACGGUCUGGUGAUCUGCAAGUCGAACUGGACUUUCCGUUCCCGCCAAUCCAUUCAACAAAGUACAAGUACGAGGUUUUUGCAGGCGUGUACGACUUCCCACUGAAUCACACCACGGUUCUUGUUGGAGACGGGACCAAUCGUACUUCUGCGCAUAUCCGGCAUACGUUACAAGAAACAAGCUACUUUGUCAAUCUUCGUUGGCCUAAGAAGACACCGUUGAGGCUUUCCAGGAUCGAGCCCCCGAACUCGACCGCGAUUACGGCGCCCAGAUAUACUCUGGAUUCGACGUCCAAUUCUUCAUCAAUAGCUUUUACAGCUCUAUUCUCACCUGAUUCCCGAGUGCCAAGCUUUCCGGCUAAGAUCCAAGACAAAAGUACCCGCGAGUGGAAUGCGUAUUGGAAGACAGGUGGGUUUAUCGACCUGACUGCCUCUACUAAUCCCAAUGCCACCGAGCUUCAGCGACGAAUCAUCCAGUCUCAGUACCACGUGCGUAUCAAUAGUGCGGGCAGUGGCCAACCACCGCAGGAGAGCGGCCUGAUGAAUAAUGGUUGGUAUGGCAAAUUCCACAUGGAGAUGGUUGUGUGGCAUCUUGCUCAUUGGUCGACCUGGGGCAGGCAGCAAUAUUUCGACAACAUCUUUCCGGCAAUGUAUGAGACGCUAUUGCCUUCUUCGACAGCUCGUGCCCAAUCCAUGGGCUGGGAAGGUGCUCGAUGGCCUAAGAUGACGGAACUCGAAACUGGAGUCAACUCUCCAGGGGACAUCAACGCGGUACUCAUGUGGCAACAGCCGCAUCCCUUUUACCUCGCCAACCUAGCAUACCAAGCUAAACCUACGCGAGAUACACUACAACGCUGGGACAAAGUUCUUACUGCAACUGCGGACUACAUGGCGUCAUAUCCAGGUCUCAAUGCAACUACAAAUAAAUAUGAGAUCGGUCCACCCGCUUACGGCGUGACUGAGAAUACGCCGCCAAACUCUACGCGGAAUCUGGCCUAUGAGAUCGCGUACUGGCGUUAUGGGCUAGACGCUGCUAUAGACUGGAAACGGAGACUUGGCCAAGCCGUUCCGGAAAAGUGGACACACGUAGCGGCAAACCUCGCACCACCACCUCAAGUAGAUGGCCUUUACGCUGUUUAUGAUGGACUCAAUAAUUCAUGGUGGAAUGACACCAAGCUCACUGGCGAUCCGCGCAGCCUCAUAAUGCUCCAGGGAAUAUUGCCUGACACGCCGGCUGUUGACCCAACGGUAGCUUUGCGCACUGCAGACAGAGUGUGGGAGGUCUGGGGUGAUGCCAAUAUACGCGGUUGGGGUCGACCCGUCCUUGCGAUUAACAGCGCUAGGAUUGGAAAUCCCGAGCGCGCAAUCUAUCACCUCACUGCAUAUGACUAUUGGAAGUUUGACGAUGCAGGCUUUGCAAUCAGGGGUGGAGACGGAGGAACACCGCCGCCUUUCAUGCCCGGCAAUGCUGGUUUUCUACUCGCUGCAGCGUACUGCGCAGUAGGUUGGCAAGGAUCCAAUGGCGAUGCUCCGGGCUUUCCUAAAGACGGAAGUUGGAUCGUUAAAAAUGAGGGGCUUCUAAAGGCGUUGUGA